CCGUGGCUCUGCCCGAAGGACCUCAGCGGUCGCCCAUGCCGAGCUGAGUCCGCGGAGCCGCGGCCGCUUCCCGUCGCCGUCCGCCGCCGCCGGCUUUGCGGCUCGCCGCCCGCCGGGAUGCUGGAGGAAGCGGGCGAGGUGCUGGAGAACGUGCUGAAGGCGUCAUGCCUGCCGCUAGGCUUCAUCGUCUUCCUGCCCGCCGUGCUGCUGCUCGUGGCGCCGCCGCUGCCCGCCGCCGACGCCGCGCACGAGUUCACCGUGUACCGCAUGCAGCAGUACGACCUGCAGGGCCAGCCAUACGGCACACGGAAUGCGGUGCUCAACACGGAGGCGCGCACAGUGGACGCGGACGUGCUGAGCCGCCGAUGCGUGCUGAUGCGCCUGCUGGAUUUCUCCUAUGAGCACUACCAGAAGGCUCUGCGACAGUCAGCGGGCGCCGUGGUCAUCAUCCUGCCCCGUGCCAUGGCUGCCGUGCCCCAGGACGUUGUCCGGCAAUUCAUGGAGAUUGAGCCUGAGAUGCUGGCCAUGGAGACUGUGGUGCCCGUGUACUUUGCUGUGGAGGACGAGGCCCUGCUGUCCAUCUACGAGCAGACGCAGGCCGCCUCUGCCUCACAGGGCUCAGCGUCAGCCGCUGAAGUGCUGCUCCACACGGCCACGGCCAACGGUUUCCAGAUGGUGACCAGCGGAGCUCAGAGCCAGGCAGUGAGCGACUGGCUGAUCACCAGUGUGGAGGGACGGCUGACGGGGCUGGGAGGUGAGGACCUCCCCACCAUUGUCAUUGUGGCUCACUACGACGCCUUUGGGGUGGCCCCGUGGCUGUCUCUGGGCGCUGACUCCAACGGGAGUGGCAUCUCUGUGCUGCUGGAGCUGGCUCGCCUAUUCUCGCGUCUCUACACGUACAAGCGCACACAUGCAGCGUACAACCUCCUGUUCUUCGCCUCCGGAGGGGGCAAGUUCAACUACCAGGGCACCAAGCGCUGGCUGGAGGACAGCCUGGACCACACAGACUCUAGCCUGCUGCAGGACAACGUGGCCUUUGUGCUGUGCCUGGACACCGUGGGACGUGGGAGCCACCUGCGCUUGCAUGUGUCCAAGCCGCCACGGGAGGGGACACUUCAGCAUGCCUUCCUGCGGGAGCUGGAGACGGUCGCUGCGCACCAGUUCCCCGACGUCAGCUUCUCCAUGGUGCACAAGAAGAUCAACCUAGCGGACGACUUGCUGGCCUGGGAGCACGAGCGCUUCGCCAUCCGCAGGCUGCCCGCCUUCACGCUGUCACACCUGGAGAGCCACCGCGCGGGGCCGCGCAGCAGCAUCAUGGAUGUGCGGUCCCGGGUGGACUCCAAGACCCUGACUCGAAACACACGGAUCAUCGCUGAGGCCCUGACACGGGUCAUCUACAACCUGACAGAGAAGGGGACACCCCCAGACAUGCCGGUGUUCACGGAGCAGAUGCAGGUCCAGCAGGAGCAGCUAGACUCAGUGAUGGACUGGCUCACCAACCAGCCGCGGGCAGCCCAGCUGCUGGACAAGGAUGGCACGUUCCUGAGCACACUGCAGCACUUCCUGAGCCGCUACCUGAAGGACGUGCGCCAGCACCACGUGAAGGCCGACAAGCGGGACCCCGAGUUCGUCUUUUACGACCAGCUGAAGCAGGUGAUGAGCGCGUACAGGGUCAAGCCAGCCAUCUUUGACCUGCUGCUUGCCGUGUGCAUUGGGGCGUACCUCGGCAUGGCGUACACGGCCGUCCAGCACUUCCACGUGCUGUACAAGACGGUGCAGAAACUGCUGCUCAAGGCCAAGAUGCAGUGACAGCCACUGUGCACAGGCGGCUCAGGAGGGACUGGCCCAGGCACCCAUAGCGCCAGACCGAACCACAGAGGGUUUUGAUGGGUCACUAGGACACCAGGAAGCCUCUCCUGGUCCAUUUCCUUGAACUUCUCUGGAGGAGAGCCUGGCCCACCCACAGAUGAGCUCACUGGGACUGAACAGUGGCCCGGGCCACGUGCACUGAAGGGCCACACGUCAGUGCUGGCUUCCCCAGUGGCCGGGUCCCAGCAGCUUGCCCCGUGCGUCUCCCUGUUCCUCCCCACACCCCCGCCCUGCCUGUUGUCACUUCGGCCACCACUGGACCCACCUGGUCCCCCAGCUGGAUCUGAG
Messenger RNA from Acomys russatus (golden spiny mouse), 2157 nucleotides. RefSeq names its product nicalin (gene Ncln). NCBI's taxonomy places the organism in Eukaryota, Metazoa, Chordata, Mammalia, Rodentia, Muridae. Gene Ontology annotation, biological process: regulation of signal transduction. The transcript is spliced from 13 exons. The record is from RefSeq and is a predicted model, not a curated record. Bases 118 to 1809 code for a protein of 563 amino acids. Gene Ontology annotation, cellular component: endoplasmic reticulum membrane.